UCCUCUCGCCCACGCUUCCUUCCCCCCAAAACCCUAGAAAUCCUCAGGCGCCGCGCGCGAUCCAGACAGCAAUGGCGGCGGCGGAUGGGCUCCUCCCGGGCCUCAAGUUCGAUCCCAGCGACCACGACCUCGUCGGAAGGUACCUGCUCCGGCGCCUCCAGGGCCAGCCCCUCCCGCUCGACGGCGUCAUCCUCGAGGCGGAUCCCCUGAGCGCGCCGCCGUGGAAGCUUCUCGCGGAUCACGGCCGCGGCGACGAGGCCUUCUUCUUCGCGGAGGCGCAUGCCAAGAAUGGGAAGGGGAAGCGGCAGAAGCGCACCGUUGAGGGCGGCGGAUUCUGGCAGGGGCAGAACACGUGCGUCGACGGCGAGAGGCUUUGCGUCCCCGACGACGGCGACGGCAGCGGCGGCGGCGGCGGCGGCUUGGAGAUCGCGUGGCGCAAGUACGUGCUCAGCUUCUUCGCGAACGGAGAGAGGGGCAGUUCGGGAUGGGUGAUGCACGAGUACGCGGUGACGGCGCCGGAUGGCCUCGCCUCGUCCCAAUUGCGGCUGUAUCGCGUCCGAUUCAGCGGCUACGGCAAGAAGCGCAAGAGGGAGCCCCAAUGUCCGGGAGCCCACGGCGACGACGACGGCGAGCUACAAUGCGCGCCGCCCCCGCGCUCCAUGGCGGAGACGGCUCUGCUCGAGGAGCGUGGGCCACUGCCCCAUCCCGUUCUUGGCCCUGCAUCGGUGGUGGAUCAGUGCACCGAUCAGGGCUCAUCCGGCGUGAUCGACGAUUCUUCGCUGGUGUUUCGUGAUCUUCCCGACCUGAUUGACCUGCCAGUUGCGGAGGAAGCAGAUGCCAGCCAUGGUGCAGAGACUGCUCUGCUCAACGAGCACCUGCCGCUGCCGCCGCCACAGUUGUUCGUUCCCCCUACUGCAGUGCCGCUGGACCUCGCCGAUGACUCUAAUGGCGCCGAUCAGAACUCCUAUGGCAUGAUGGGCGACGAUCAGCUGCUGCUUCCUGACCUUCCCGGGACAAUCAAUGACGACAUGCCAGACCUGUUCGUCUCCCAAGCAGAGGAAGCCAGUGCAGUGCCCGCGAUCAGCUACCACUCGUCGGGCUUCAUGGGCAACGAGGUUGCGGCAUUGUCUGAUUUUGAGUUGCCGGAGAGCUAUUCCUCAUCUGAUGCCAUGGACGGCGAGGCGCUGGCAUUGUCGAAUUACGAGUUUCCAGAGAGCUUCGAGGAGGAUCUGAGCUGCAUCGACUUCGCCACUGCCAACGCGAGCAGCCUCGGCUUCCCAAUGGACGGAUACCCCAUGGACGAGCUGUUCGAUGAUAUGCCUGACCAGGGCUCUUCCGGCGCGAUGGACGAUUCAUCGGUGGUGUUCCGUGAUCUUCCCGGCCUGAUCAACCUGCCAGCCGCAGAGGAAGCAGAUGCCAUCGGCGAUGCAGAGACUGCUCUGCUCAGGGAUCUCGCCGAUGACUCUAAUGGCACCGAUCGAAACUCCUAUGGCGUGAUGGGCGACGAUCAGGAUCGGCUGCUGCUUCCUGAAAUUCCUCGGAGAAUCGACAUGCCCGACUUGUUCGUCUCUCAAGCAGAGGAAGCCGGUCUCGGUGGCGGUGCAGCGCUGGACUCCUCAUCGGGCGCCAUGGACGGCGAGGCGCUGGCAUUGUCCGACUUUGAGUUUCCCGAGAGCGUCGAGGAGGUGCUGAGCUGCAUGGACUUCAGCACGGUCGACAUGAGCUUCUUGGACGUCCCCAUUGACGAGCUGCUAGAUGAUCUGCCCGCAGACUGAGACUAGGCGUCAUGGAGUUGGCAAGUGAUCAACAGAUAUUGCCCUUGUAGUUGCAGGAAGAGAUUUCUUCAGAGAUUUUCUUCUCUAGUGCAGAGGCGAGAUGUUCAGGAGUUUUGUCCAGGAACAACUUGUAUUUAUUACUAGUUGAUUAGCUGAUUGAAUGUAAUUAAGCAUAUGCGGAACAUGUGAUUUAUUAGUUGAGGUAUUUGUUGAUUAGUUGAAUUCAAUGUAAGUAACAUUAUUGUAAGUAAUAUCACUAUUCAAUGAAUAUAUAAUCCUUAUUCAAUUCAUUGCUUUGUCAAACUUUGGGUGGUGUAUAUUCAAUAAAGUUGUUUCUUCCACAUUUCAUGAUGUGGAAAGACAGAACAGAACAGAACAGAGUACAACAUUGUGCUGUUUGAAAUGAAAACAAGUAUCUUCAUCCUUCAGGUUUAAUCAGCAUUGGUAUAAUCCUUCAAGAAUGGACAGCAGGCUCCAAAAACAUCAUUUUCAGAUUUAACAUGAGCAAUGCUUAUGACCAUGCACCAUUGUUACUGAAUUAUUGACUGAAAGUGAUAACAUGUAACAGCUCAUCAUCAGUUCAUCACUCAACACAAAAGAUUUUUUACCACAGUGGAUGACACAUGAUAUAAGCUCAGAGAACAUAGAACAGCCAUUUCAGAUAACAUGAGUGCCACUGGCACCCUGUCACUUUUCUUGCAUCAAUUUACAGAACAUGCUAGCAGCUGCAAAACAGCGCUGCAGCUCCCUAAUUCAUGUCAAGUACCAGGAUGUAUACUUACAAUUACAUCUUACAUUACAUGAAAAUGCAUCCUGGCCCGAAGCUACCUGUCUGUGAGCGGUUGAUCUUCAUCACCAGGGAUUGGAAAGUCAACAUUAAUCCAGCUCCUCAUCAACCGCCAAACCGCGAUUGUAAAAUUACAGGCCACGAACAGGUGGUGGCAGUCCUCAUUAUCUCGCUGGCAGAGUGGACAGACUUCAUCGUGGGGCCAGUUUCUCUUCGCCAGAUUGUCUGCCGUUAGGCAUCUUCCUUUCAGGGC
Molecule: messenger RNA, 2815 nt
Organism: Oryza sativa Japonica Group (Japanese rice)
Lineage: Eukaryota; Viridiplantae; Streptophyta; Magnoliopsida; Poales; Poaceae
Biological process (GO): regulation of DNA-templated transcription
Molecular function (GO): DNA binding
Source: RefSeq, a predicted model, not a curated record